GUGCGGUGCGAGCGGCCCACCCGCGAAAUGGUGAACGACAAGGUCCAGCUGCAGCUGCAGCGCCAGGAGGCCCUCAUCCAGGCGUACCUGGCAAGACUCAACACCGUCAUAAAAACUGCCGAUGCCAGCCUCUUCAGGCUGGAGCGGUGCAUCAAGAAGCUCCAGGCCGACCUGAAUGACAAGGUGGAGGCGCUGGCGCUGGACCAGCGGGUCCUCGAGGGUGACAUGCCGGACGCCAAGCCCUGCACGAACGUCUCAGGGGGCGCAGUGGGCCUGCAUCCCCACAAAUGGAACCAGUCCACAGAGGAACGCAUACGCGAGGCCAACAAGUGGUCAUCUGACUCGGCGAGGCUCAGACAGGAGGCCAAGCGCAUGAUGUCGGAGAAGGACGAGGCUGCGAGGCAGAUUAACAACGGCCUCAACAAUUCGAUGCUGGGAAAGCUUCAGGAGACGGAUGACCUGAAGGCGAAAUUGACUCAGAGGCUGGACGAAACGCGCCGAGAGAUAGAAGAAGCAAAACAGCGGAAAUUUGACCUGGAACAAGCCCUGGAGGCAAAAAGAGGUCCCACGCAGCAGGCCGUGCAAAGACUGGUGGUGAGAAAAACGCGGCCGCGGCGCGAGCGGGUGGACGACGAGGCCCACCAGGCGCUGGUGGCGGAGCUGCGAAACCUCACGGGCAUAUGCUCGCAGCUGCGGGACAAGGUUAACGCCGUGGAUCGAGAGAUCCGGCACCUGGAAGCCAAGGCGCAGCUGCUGGAGGACAACGUCCGCGACAAGGAAGGAAGCUGGAAGGUGGACGAGCAUUGCGUCAUGAUGGACGGGAGGGUUGACAUCAGCAGGCCGCCGUCAAGCGUGGGAAGCUCGGCAGCUUCAUCGGCGUCGAGGCCAUCAUCCAGGUCGCUCAGCGCAAGGUCCGACAUCAUGUCCCGCAUAUCCGUGUUGGAGGACGAGCUGGCCAAGGCUCGAAAACAACGGGUGUCCAUGGAAGAGAAGGUCCUACAGCUGCAGGAAGACGGCGCGUGA
Messenger RNA from Ostreobium quekettii, 1023 nucleotides. NCBI's taxonomy places the organism in Eukaryota, Viridiplantae, Chlorophyta, Ulvophyceae, Bryopsidales, Ostreobiaceae. The record is from the annotation of a GenBank genome assembly.